CAAACUCUUCAUGACAAAUAACGGGUAAGUACUACUCGCCCCUAAAUAUGUCCCAAAUAAUGUCGCAAUGAAAUAAAAUUUUGUUUCACAUUUAAAAAAUGCAGUCAUAAAAAAAAUAAUAAUGAUAAAACAAAAUAAAUUAUUUCCGGAAUUAUCGCGAGAGCCCAAUUUAAAAAAAAAUUGUCAAAUGACCAUUUUAUAAUUACCAAAUUUUGAUUGUCAAAUGAUAAUUUCGGUAACUUUUGAACUAAUAUCUCUGGGCAAAAUAUUAAUAUUUGAUAGCUUUAUUUAUACUUAACAGUCUGAAUGAUGGAGUUUAUAAUUUUUAGUACUGCUUUAAUUUUAAUCUCUUUGUUGAUUGUUUUUUUAACUUAUUCGGGAUGGAUGAGCACCAUAGAUAUUCAAGUAACAGAAGUUUCAACGCCAGGAACAUUCUUUUACAAGUUUUAUCAGCAGAGUUACUCUGAAUGCUCUUUGGUUCUUCGUGAAUUGUUUAAAUUUCCUGUUAUAAAAAACAAUUCUAAACUUAAAUGCAUGGGAAUUUAUUAUGACGAUCCUAAAAAGAUAGAAAACAACAAGACUCGAUAUGCUAUUGGGCUUUUUGUGCCAUCAGAUGAGAUUAGUGAUGAAUUAAAAAAUACCAUGACUGGUAUUGGUUAUUCACAUGUCCAACUACCUCCAGUUAAAGCAAUUGUUGCUGAAUUUCCCUUUCAAUUUUGGCUUUCUAUUUUGGUUGCAAUCUAUCGUGUUUAUCCAAAACUAAAGACAUACUGCGAAAACCAAAAACUAAAUGCGCAUCCUUACUUGGAGGUGUACGAUCAAAAAACCAUUUUCUUUGUUGCACCACUGGAAAAGAACGAAUUAUUUUAUGUUGACGAAUACAAAUAUUCAAGUAUUGACUAAUUCAAAAUAUUUAUGCUAAAAGGU
Messenger RNA from Hydra vulgaris (swiftwater hydra), 927 nucleotides. RefSeq names its product testis-expressed protein 264 homolog. NCBI's taxonomy places the organism in Eukaryota, Metazoa, Cnidaria, Hydrozoa, Anthoathecata, Hydridae. The record is from RefSeq and is a predicted model, not a curated record.